GAGAAGGAAUAUCAGAGAGUUGUGAGCUUUGGGCCGUUACUACUACACCUCGACUCUCUGGCAAAAUGCCUUACAGGAGCUAGACUCAGACCCUGUUGGCAAGCCUGGCCCUGGGAAGCUCCUCCAGGCAAGAUGCCAGGCAACAGCACUGCCCUGGCUCUAAGCACCAUCACCUACAUCACCAUGGAGAUUCUCAUUGGGUUCUGUGCCAUCGUGGGCAAUGUGCUGGUCAUCUGGGUCAUCAAGCUGAACCCCAGCCUACAGACAACAACCUUCUAUUUCAUCAUCUCCCUCGCCCUGGCUGACAUGGCGGUGGGCAUGCUGGUGAUGCCUUUGGCCGUGGUCGUCAGCCUGGGCAUCAUAAUUCAAUUCUACCACUGCCUCCUCAUGACCUGCCUGCUGCUGAUCUUCACCCACGCAUCCAUCAUGUCCUUGCUGGCCAUUGCAGUGGACCGUUACCUACGGGUGAAACUCACCAUGAGGUACCGGAGGGUCACUACUCAGAGAAGAAUAUGGCUGGCCCUGGGCCUUUGCUGGCUGCUGUCGUUCCUGGUGGGGCUCACCCCCAUGUUUGGCUGGAACAUGAGACACUCCUCAGGGGGCAGAAGCAACAAUGAGACUGCCCUUGUGUGCCAGUUCCGAUCUGUGGUGAGGAUGGACUACAUGGUCUACUUCAGCUUUUUUACGUGGAUUUUCAUCCCUCUGGUGGUGAUGUGCGCCAUCUACUUCGACAUCUUCUACAUCAUUCGCAACCGACUCAGCCAGAAUGUCAGCUCUAGAGAGACUGGUGCCUUUUACGGGCGGGAGUUCAAGACAGCCAAGUCUUUGUUUCUGAUUCUCUUCCUUUUUGCUUUGUCCUGGUUGCCUUUGUCCAUCAUCAAUUGUGUCCUCUACUUCAAUGUUGAUGUGCCACAAGUUGUGCAACACUUGGGCAUCCUCCUGUCACAUGCCAACUCCAUGAUGAACCCCAUAGUCUAUGCUUGUAAAAUAAAGAAGUUCAAGGACACCUAUUUCUGCAUCCUCAAAGCCUAUGUGCUCUGCCGGCCAUCUGAUUCCUUGAGUGUUUCACAGACUUCUCAGCAGUCACCCAACAAAGACACAGAAGUUCCCUUAGACCAACAACAUUGUCACACCCAGCAGCAUGGACCUCAUGUCCCUGAGAGACAAGAAAGCCAGCUCAGUGUCACCGUGUCCUCCAAACCAGAGGACACAGGCUGCUACUGGUGUGGUCUUCAGUGGGAUUUGUGGGACGAAAUGGAUUUCACUGUGGCUGAUGGCAUACAGUCUCUGCCAGAAGUGUCUGCGCCAGCAGUCGGUUCAGGGCCGUGGGGGUUGCGGAGCCGGCGUGUUGUGGAUCAGGAGUCCCUGGAGGUAACCCCCUACUGGGGAGCCGGGGCCCGAGAAUUCCGGGGCGGCCUCUGCGCGCCGCUCGCCCUCAUCUGCCGCAAGACCCUGGACUCGGUACCGCGUUCCUGGGACGCGCGGCCUCCGCUAGGCGGCCCCGGAGUAGGCGGGCGGCGGCGGAGGAUGCUGCGGGACCGAAGCCGAGAGGAAGGCUCGGCCUUUUAA
Messenger RNA from Sorex fumeus (smoky shrew), 1569 nucleotides. RefSeq names its product adenosine A3 receptor (gene ADORA3). The record is from RefSeq and is a predicted model, not a curated record. Lineage: Eukaryota; Metazoa; Chordata; Mammalia; Eulipotyphla; Soricidae. Gene Ontology annotation, biological process: G protein-coupled adenosine receptor signaling pathway. Gene Ontology annotation, molecular function: G protein-coupled adenosine receptor activity. Gene Ontology annotation, cellular component: dendrite; synapse; membrane.